AUGUCAUCAACAAAACCCACUACCGACUUCCUCUCAAUCCAACUUCUCGAGGAGCUCGACAUCAACGAUCAUCCCUCAGUGCGCCUCCACUGCAAACCCUCGACUUCUCCUACCAACCAAACCGUCACCACCCACAAGUCCAAACACUUCACCGAAAUCCGCCUUGAAGGCAUCUCCAUUGACACAAUCCACCUCGACGAUUUCCUCGCCUCCCAAACCAAAAACCUCAAGAAACUCUCACUCAUAAACACUCACAUGCGCUUCCUCUCUUCCCGCGACGAAAUCGGCGAACCUUGUGCUGUUUUGGCUAAGAUCGUUUACUUGCUCCAGCACAGUCUAGAAGCAAAGAGUUUGGAAGUCAAAGAAUUGGGUUGUGACUAUGAGGACAACAUCUCGCCUUCUGUGGUCACUUACAAUGGAAAGUGGGAGGGAGAGAAGGAAGUUCGUGAUGGGUUUGCUGAGAUGGUUGCUAAAAUCAAAGAACGUGGAAAUAGGGGUCAGAUGGAGGCACAGGAGUCGGUGAAGCCUCAGUCUAGCUUUGUUGAGAUGGAAAGAUGGGAGGAUGAGUAUGGGUUUGCUGAUGAUGGAGAGGAAAGUGAUGAUGAUGUCUAUGAGCACAGUGAAGACGAGGAGUGGGCAAUGUGA
Messenger RNA from Aureobasidium musti, 645 nucleotides. Lineage: Eukaryota; Fungi; Ascomycota; Dothideomycetes; Dothideales; Saccotheciaceae. The record is from the annotation of a GenBank genome assembly.